Molecule: messenger RNA, 5419 nt
Organism: Phlebotomus papatasi
Lineage: Eukaryota; Metazoa; Arthropoda; Insecta; Diptera; Psychodidae
Gene: 5-HT7
Product: 5-hydroxytryptamine receptor 1
Exons: 3
Coding region: 792-2072 (426 amino acids)
Biological process (GO): adenylate cyclase-activating adrenergic receptor signaling pathway
Cellular component (GO): membrane
Molecular function (GO): G protein-coupled amine receptor activity
Source: RefSeq, a predicted model, not a curated record
GAUGCCGCACUUUUGUUAGCAGUAUCAGUCUCAAGUGGCCGAAAGAAGUGGUUUCAUCGUUCAGCACAUUCUCAAUAUUUUGGCUCAUCAUUCGUUAGCAUACAGGAAGAAAAGGAAAAGAUUGUGUCUCUCUGAUGGUGUCGUGAGGAAGUGCUCUUUUCACCCCAGCUUGACCCCAUGUAAAUAUUUGGCAAGGGAGCGAAUACCGCUGAAAAGGAAAUGUUUAACUGUACACGCCAACAUUUGCCAGUGAUUCCUGUGUGAUGUCAUACUCAUUACGAUAUUGCGUCAGUUUCGUCGAAAAAGCCCCACCAGCAACAUUCCUCACAGUGGACAUAUUUUUGGAUCAACAUCGACUUGUGCCACGAAUUGAGGGUUCGUGGAACUUUGGGGAAAUUGUGUAGAUAUACUUGUGUGAUAGUGUUUGUGAAACUUCCGCAGCGAGGAAUUUUGCUUUUCCGCGCCAAAAAGGAAGCCAGAGAUGUGAAUCCAUCCCGCCCACGGAUUCAAAAGUCGAAUGAUUAAGGAGUUGGGGGCUUUAAACUGGUGUGAGAAAUGUGUCGGUGGACGUGGACUAAAAGUGUGAAUACCACCUUGAAGGUGAUGAAGACAUAAAUGUGCAAUUUUCAAUCACAAGACAAGAUCACUAGUGUGUUCCCACAACGAGCACCCACCUGCUCUUGGUGAACGGUAAUCCGCCCGUCGAAGUGUGACGUGUGCAAGAGAAAAGUUUAGGGGAAUGGGGGCUUAAUUUGGGCACCCUCAGAUUCCCAUCCUGUAAAUUCACCUGCAUGGAUUCCACAUCGACUCCCGCACUCUUAGAUGAUAUACUGACCACAACUGCACCAUUGCUGGCCACAAAUUCAACCUCAGCCUCUACAAUUGCCAGUCUCGAAGCACCCCUGCUGCCCGGAAGCACCAACGCCGCCCUCCUUGACGCAGUCACCACCAUCUCGCCCAACGGCACUUCCCUCUCGGAGAACAACGCUUCACCAAUCGCAUCCAUCUUCGUCAGCGUCGUGCUGCUGAUCGUUAUUCUGGGCACCAUUAUCGGCAACAUCCUGGUAUGCAUAGCGGUGGUGAAGGUACGAAAGUUGCGCCGUCCAUGCAACUAUCUGCUUGUAUCUCUGGCCGUAUCGGAUCUGUGCGUGGCCCUACUGGUCAUGCCAACGGCCCUCAUAUACGAGGUGGUGGAAGACUGGCCCUUCGGCACCUUCUUUUGCGACAUGUGGGUGUCCUUCGACGUACUCUCGUGCGCCGCCUCCAUACUCAAUCUAUGCGCCAUCUCCGUGGACCGGUACUGGGCCAUCACGAAACCCCUGGAGUACGGAGUGAAGCGGACCCCACGUCGUAUGCUCUUGUGUGUAGCUCUGGUGUGGCUGGGGGCAGCCUGCAUCUCGUUGCCACCGCUGCUGAUCCUCGGGAACGAGCACGAAACGGAAACGGGAGAGCCCCAGUGUGCUGUUUGUCAGAACUUUGGCUACCAGAUAUACGCAACUCUUGGCUCCUUCUACAUCCCGCUCUCGGUGAUGUUGUUUGUGUACUAUCGAAUCUUCCGGGCGGCACGGCGAAUAGUGCUGGACGAGAAGCGUGCUCAGACACACCUCGAGAAGGCCCUCAAUGGGGGCACUCAGGAGAAACCGAAAGAGGCAGUAGGGGCGACUGCACUUAUCGGAUCACCACAUCAGAAAAAACUGCGCUUCCAGUUGGCCAAGGAGCGCAAAGCGUCCACAACAUUGGGCAUCAUAAUGUCUGCCUUCACCGUCUGUUGGCUGCCAUUUUUCAUUCUCGCCCUCGUAAGACCCUUCCUGGACGACAAUCACCCCGUGCCCAAGACUCUCUCGUCGCUCUUCCUCUGGCUCGGCUAUGCAAAUUCACUGUUCAAUCCCAUCAUCUAUGCCACCCUCAAUCGCGACUUCCGGAAACCCUUCCAGGAGAUCCUGUACUUCCGCUGUUCCAGCCUCAAUGUUAUGAUGCGAGAGGAAUAUUACCACAGCCAAUAUGGCGAACCAGCCUCCCAACGCGUAGUGCUGGGUGGCGAGGGUCAGAAUGCGCGCGAGAGCUUUCUCUGAAAUCAGGAGCCAUGGUCCUGCCUCCUGCAGCAGGAUCACACCUUCUAGGCCGGCCGUGCUAUGUUUGUGUGUGAAACUAUAGUAAAAAAAUGUGACCCACAGCACCAUUUGCAGGCCCCACAUUACUCUCGAACUCCAGUGAAUCCCAAGUCAAGGAAUAGCACAGCGCGUAUAACAGUUCCAUACGAAGGAAAAUUAUAAAUCUAGGAUCAUGUAUAUGGGUUGACAUUUGCCACUAGUCACAAAUGGGAGAGGUGAAUAUUGUUGUCAAGAAGACGUUGCAACAAAGGAAUUAUUACAUCAAACAUUUAUAAUCCGAUUUAACGGAAGGAACGUAUAACAAGUUUAGUUUGUUCUUCAAAAAUUCCUCGGCGCUAGUAUCGUUUUGUCAACGGAACAAGAAAUGCAUGGCGUAAUGUCACUUUUUGAUAACAAUAUUUGCCUUUUUUAUUUUCGAUUAUAUGCUACUGUUAUAAUGUAUGUGAUACCUAGUUAACGCGCACAUUCAUUGUAGUUUGAAAGUUCCAUCUUAAAAACAACAAUGAACCUUCUGAAAAGCAAUGCGUCGUUAAAAACUAAAUUUCAAAAAUUUUUCUUCCAAUACUUUUUUCGAAUUUGAAUAUAAAAGAAAAAACUGUUAUACUUCGCACUGCUUGUCCACGUGCUAUUUUGAGUGCUGGGAAAGCCUCAAAGUUAGAGCAGGUGACGGCAAACCCUUAUUUGUAUAGUUUUGUUAUACCAACUUUAUUUCAAAGACUUGUGAUUUUCGUAAAGAUUUUUUACAAAAAACAAAAAAAAAAACUACACAAAAAUGUUCUAAGUAAGGAUAUAUUUUUACGCAAGAUCGUGCAAAUGAGACCAAAUAUGUUUCUAUGAAAAAAAAAAACACAACACACUGAAUUUAUUUGAAUGUAGUGAAGAAUAGUUACAAUUAUGUGGAUUUGAUGUUGUGCAUAAUGAAGUGUGAUGAGAUUCUGGGUAACAUUAUAGGUCCCAAUGGUGAGAACCCUACUUUAAAUUGAUAGAAAAAAGUGGUAAUGUAUUGUAUAAUUACAAAAUUCAUAAGUGUACAUAUAAACAGUGAAAGAAAAUCAAUUUAAUAUUAUAAUGUCCUCUAGUGAAUAAAAAAGAAACACCAUUAUAUUCCUCUCUUGGUAGCAAUUCAAUGGACACAUCAUUUCAUAAGUAAUAGAGGAAUUUACAGUGCGAUGUGCAGAGAAAAUAUAGAAUCAUCACAAAAACACAUACAUAUAUAUUUUUUGUUAUACUGAGGGAUGAAGAAUCAUUAACUAAUUAUAAAUGCUGUUUUGGUCAUUUUACAAUUAUUUCUCUAUUUCAAUUAAUAAUUUGCUGACCAAAAUUCAUUUGUCACAUUUAAUAUUCAUGAGAGAAAUAUAUUUAUUCUGCAACUCAUGAAAAUUAUAUCUCUUACUUUUAUAUCAUUUCAAUCUUCCCAUACUCUAUUUAAUUUAAUGCAUGUAAUCUUGCGACAGUUCAAUUUUAAUUGAAACAUGCAAAAUUUAUUGUAAAUACCUGAUUAAUUAUUUAUCAAGUUUGAAUAUUCAAAAUGGCCUAUAGUUAGUAUGAACGUUAAAGCAAUUACUUCAACCACAGAUUAUUUUAAUACACAGUAUCGUGCAAAAGUGCUAAUGAUGGUAUGGAUUUUCUAACAUUUUAAUCAAAAUUUGUUUAUUAUUUCAUAUUUUGAAACAUCCAUUCAGUAGAGUUUAAUUAUUUUGGUAUUCAAUUGUGCUUUUACGGGUAAUAGACAAAAGCUAUUGUUUCGCUAAUAAUAUAUUUUGACAAUUUACCAGGCAUUAUGGCACACUUACUAAUGCUCUUGUUUCAUAGACAUGUUUUCGAAAUUAUGUAUAUGAAUUUUAGAUUUUACCGAACUUCGUUUCGUUCAUUCGCCUUUAAAACUUAAAAAUAUGUUUGAAAGACAAGAAAAAAUUGUGUUGCUCAAUAUCUUAAGCGAAAUAAAAUUUGUUUAUACACUCUUUAUUUUUAUAGUAUUUUGUUUGUCAUCUUUAUUCUCGCACCCCUUUCUAUAUAAUUGAUACGGAGAUAGGGAAUCGUAUAUACGCAGCCCUUGACUUUCUUUUAUUAAAACAAUACGCUCUAUUUCCAAUAUCAAGAUGAUUGAGAGUAAAAAUGACAGAUGAAAAUCUAGUCUUUUUUUUAUUUCUCAAGUGCUUGACAGCUGUCAUCCGGAUAUCAGAAAACUAAGUGUACACCGUAGGUUUGGGUGACUUUGCCACCAUGCUCUUCGUAAUCCUUUCUUAAUUCUAGCACUUAAGGAUGGUCUUUACCAGUCGGACACGGUAGAUAGAAUCAGUAAAUACCGUAAAGAUCAUCCUUAAGUACUAGAAUCAUCAAGAAGAAACAUCAAGGUGCCAAAUUACCUGUAUGUACGGUACAAUAUUUAAGAUACAAACCUCAAUUCUAGCUUUUAUAGCUUAGACUUAUGGCCUCUACUCUUAGAAAAACUUCUGACCGGAUUGAAGCAAAUUCCCUAUCUACGUUGUGUAGGAAAAACGGUCAAUUGGAUAACAAUUUUUCUUAUCUAGUGUGUAGAGGCCAUUUGAAUCACCUUAAUCAAACAAGUUACUUAGAAGAUUGUACUAAACAUACUAAGUUAUGUGGAGUAGGUGGAAUAAGUACUUUUCGCGAUAACUUUGUAAAUAUUUAAAUGUUUUUGAGAUUAAAAUGUAUUUUUCUCAAUUUUGGUGUACAGAUACGAAACAGUAUUUUUCUUUAUACGUAACAGGCCAUACAAUAAGUCCAUAUGAUGAGAAAGAAAUAAGUAUUUUUGAUAAAAUUCAAUUUUAGUUAACAAGAGAAGGCCAAUAAAAGUCGAUAUACCGUCCUCUAUUAUUAUUCAGUUUUUCAUCUCAUUCAAAAAUGAGUUUUUCGAAAAUGGUUCAAAAUAGACCAUCAGAUUUUAGUUCGUCACUUAAGUAAAAUUACUAAUUGUUGAACCAUCUCUUCAGGCACAACUCCCUUAUGUUUUAGUCUUCCAAAUAUUCCGGCUAAAGGACUAUAGAUCAAACUCAAUUUUAAGCAAUUUUGCUUCACUUUUUGUUUUUCGUUUUUGGUUCAAACGUUCAGAGUGAGCGAACUUAUAAAAUAACCAUAAGGAAUUCAAGAAUGUUUAUAUACCCCACUGAAAAACAUGCCUUUUCUCAAUUUUGUACAUUUCAGCAUAACUGACCACUUGUUUUCAAAGUGAAGUUUAAUUAAUUAACCCGUAUUAACACUAAACCUACAGACUGUUUUUCGAUCAAAUGACAAAUCGCGGUAGAGUAGGCAUUUUUAACAAAUUUGUCUUAGAAAAGAAGAAGAAA